AUGAGCUUCAAAGCUCUUACCCUAUGGUGCAUUUGGUUAAGUUUGUUUCAGUUAUCAUUAGGAGCUGUGAGGCACUACAAUUUUGAGGUGGAAUACAUGAUCCGUGAACCUGAUUGCAUUGAACACGUUGUGAUGGGAAUCAAUGGCCAAUUUCCUGGCCCUACUAUCGAAGCUGAAGUUGGAGACACCCUUGAUAUUGCACUCACCAACAAGCUCUCCACUGAGGGAACUGUUAUUCAUUGGCAUGGAAUUAGACAGUAUGGAACACCUUGGGCAGAUGGAACUGCUUCCAUUUCGCAGUGUGCUAUAAACCCAGGAGAAACUUUUCAUUACAGAUUCACAGUUGACAGGCCCGGUACAUACUUCUACCAUGGGCACUAUGGUAUGCAGAGAGCAGCAGGACUAUAUGGUUCUCUGAUAGUGAAUUUACCAAAGGGACAAAAGGAACCAUUCCAUUAUGAUGGUGAGUUCAACCUUUUGCUAAGUGAUUGGUGGCACAAAAGUACACAUGAGCAAGAGGUUGGCCUCUCUUCCCAGCCAUUCAAAUGGAUUAAUGAACCUCAGUCUUUGCUGAUUAAUGGAAGAGGACAAUACAAUUGUUCUAUGGCAGCUAAUGUUAUCAACACCACUCUACCCAAAUGCAAGUUUGGAGGUGGUGAACAAUGUGCACCACAGAUUCUCCAUGUUGAUCCAAACAAGACUUACAGGAUCAGAAUUGCCAGCUCCACUUCCUUAGCUUCUCUCAAUUUGGCCAUUGGGAAUCACAAAAUGGUGGUGGUGGAAGCUGAUGGAAACUACGUUCAGCCAUUUGUGGUAGAUGACAUAGACAUAUACUCUGGGGAGAGUUACUCAGUGCUCAUUACCACAGAUCAAGACACAAAGAAAAAUUAUUGGAUUUCAGUUGGUGUUAGAGGAAGAAAACCCAACACCCCACAAGCCCUAACCAUUCUAAACUACAAAACAAUCUCUGCCUCAGUUUUUCCUACUUCACCACCCCCAAUAACACCUCAAUGGGAUGAUUACAAUCAUAGUAAAUCAUUCUCUCAGAAAAUUCUUGCCCUAAUGGGAACCCCACAACCUCCAAAAUACUAUGACCGUAGGGUUCUCCUUCUCAACACACAAAACCUAGUUGAUGGAUACACCAAAUGGGCCAUUAACAAUGUCUCCUUAACAUUACCAUCAACUCCUUACUUAGGUUCCAUUAAGUUUAAACUCAAUGGUGCAUUUGAUCAAAAUAGUCCCCCUGAGAACUUCUCGGCAGAUUAUGACAUCUUGAACCCCCCUAUGAACCCUAAUUCAAAUAUUGGGAGUGGGGUUUAUACCUUUCAGUUGAACCAGGUUGUUGAUGUGAUACUCCAAAAUGCCAAUGUAUUAAAAGGGAAAAAUAGUGAAAUUCAUCCUUGGCAUUUGCAUGGCCAUGAUUUCUGGGUUUUGGGCUAUGGAGAUGGGAAAUUCGAACCGGGUGAUGAGGAGACUAAAUUCAACUUGAAAAACCCACCAUUGAGGAACACUGCAGUUAUCUUCCCUUAUGGAUGGACUGCUUUAAGGUUUAAGGCAGAUAACCCUGGAGUUUGGGCAUUCCAUUGUCAUAUUGAACCUCAUUUGCAUAUGGGAAUGGGUGUGGUUUUUGCUGAGGCCGUUCAAAAUGUGAAAGGAAUACCUAGAGAUGCUAUAGCAUGUGGCCUUACCAGAAAGAUGUUCUUGAACAACAAACACAACUGAG
Molecule: messenger RNA, 1723 nt
Organism: Gastrolobium bilobum
Lineage: Eukaryota; Viridiplantae; Streptophyta; Magnoliopsida; Fabales; Fabaceae
Product: L-ascorbate oxidase-like
Exons: 5
Coding region: 1-1722 (573 amino acids)
Cellular component (GO): extracellular region; plasmodesma
Molecular function (GO): oxidoreductase activity; copper ion binding
Source: RefSeq, a predicted model, not a curated record